This is a messenger RNA of Letharia columbiana, 621 nucleotides long. RefSeq lists its product as uncharacterized. Bases 1 to 621 code for a protein of 206 amino acids. Lineage: Eukaryota; Fungi; Ascomycota; Lecanoromycetes; Lecanorales; Parmeliaceae. The record is from RefSeq and is a predicted model, not a curated record. The transcript has 3 exons.
AUGAAGUUCACUAGCAUUAUCCUGACUACACUCCUCACAUUCGCCUCCGUUGAAGGUGCUGCAGUCGCAAAUCCGGCGCCCGAAGCACAGAACUGGCACGGACACUGUUACCGGGACGACCAACCAUGCUCCAAGCUGAAGCGUGCUGCCGAGGCCGCCGCUGAAGCCAUAGCUGAUGCCGAGAGCUGUCACGGAUUCUGUUACCUCGCUGGUGAGCCGUGCUCGAAAGCCAAACGUGAUGCUCUCGCUCUCGCAGAAGCUACCGCCGAAGCCUUUGCAGCUGCCGAUCCAGAAGCUCAUCCAUGUCACGCCCCUGGAGCGCCCUGCUCGAAAGCCAAGCGUGAAGCUCUCGAUGCUUGCGGAAAAUCUCCACCCCCUCCUGCUACAACUCAAGUUUCCGGGAGCACGCACGGGUUCUGCUGGGAAGCAGGAGAACCCUGCUCCAAACUCAAGCGCGCAGCAGAAGCAGUCGCCGAAGCUAUCGCCCAGCCCAAACAAGGCCCUGAAACUGAGUCUGGGAGCUGGCAUGGAUCCUGCUGGCCUGCCGGAGAACCCUGUUCCAAGCAAAAGCGUGCACUUGACGACGUGAGCAGCCUCCUCGACAGAAUAUUGCUCAGAUAG